Messenger RNA from Cuscuta epithymum, 1570 nucleotides. Lineage: Eukaryota; Viridiplantae; Streptophyta; Magnoliopsida; Solanales; Convolvulaceae. The record is from the annotation of a GenBank genome assembly.
AAUACCGGAAGUUUCGAAUGAAAAUGAUCUAAAGUUUGACUACUGUGGUCUAAAAUGCUAAAGACGGCUCUGAACAGAAGUUUCGGAAAGGAGGAAGAAAAUGAGAAGCUUUGAGCUAAUUGAGAAGAAAGAUGGAUUCAGAGGAGGCUCUACAGUUGGUGAAACAUGGCGCUACUCUACUUUUCCUCGACGUUCCUCAGUUCACACUCAUAGGCAUCGACACCCAAAUGUAUUCUUCGGGGCCUAAUUUCAAGGGAAUCAAAAUGAUUCCUCCUGGAGUUCAUUUUGUCUAUUAUAGCUCAUCCAACAGGGAAGGCAACACAUUUUCACCCAUCAUUGGCUUCUUCAUAGUUGUGAAUCCUUCAGAGGUAAUUGUUCGGAAAUGGGAUAAACAAGAGGAGAGAUUUGUCAAGUUUUCUGAAGAAGAUGAAGAGAGGUAUACUGAAGCUGUGAGGAGAUUAGAGUUUGACAGGCAACUUGGCCCUUACAUGCUGAACCAAUACGAAGAUUGGAGACAUAUAUCUAACUAUAUUACAAAGGCUGUCAUUGAACGGAUAGAACCUAUUGGAGGAGAAAUUACAGUAUCAUCUGAACCAGAAAGCAUAAGCAAUAUUCCAAGGACACCCAUGGAAAAAGCUUUAGCUGAGCAGCUGAGAAGUAGUACAUACACAGUGCCUGCUGAGAAGUCUGAACAAAAAGGGUGUUACUUCACAUCAAUUCCUCGUCUUAUAAAACACAAAGGGUUGUCCGGGCAUGAACUUACAAGCAUGAACCUUGACAAGACGCAUGUGUUGGAGACCAUUCUAGCAAAGGAGUAUGGUGGAAAUGAAGAUUCACUUUUGGGAGAAUUGCAGUUUUCCUUUGUAGCAUUUCUGAUGGGACAGUCACUUGAAGCAUAUUUACAGUGGAAACUUAUCACCAGCCUUUUUCUUGGAUGUGUUGAAGCUCCUCUUCACACAAGUAGUCGUCUAUUCACCAAGUUUGUCCGAGUAAUAUACCAUCAGUUGAAAUUUGGGCUUCAAAAAGACAGUAAAAAUGCUGAUGUUUCUGAGGAAGGGGCCAUGGCAUUGUUGGAAGAGUCUUGGUUAUCUGAUGACAGCUUCUUACACAUCCUUUGCAAGGAGUUCUUCUCAUUGCUUCUUGAGGCCCCUGUGAUCGAUGGUGACCUCCUGUCAUGGACUAGGAAGCUGAAAGAUCUGCUCAUGAACUCUAUUGGUUGGGACUUUGAACAAAACAGUGCAGCUACUGAAUUAAAUUUUGAAGAUGACGAGUAUGCUCCAGUGGUGGAGGUAAUAGAUGAUGGUGGUGAUGAUGAUGUUGAUCACAAUGGAACACCAGCGGGAGGCAUGGACACAUCCUGAAUCUAGGCCCUAGUAAGAAUGGCAGCCACUCAAUUAUACCAAUUUGUGUUUUUGAAAACGUUGCUGAAGAAUUCAAAAUUGAAUUAUUUAUUUACCCUACUUUGUAUUUUGUCUUUAUAUUCUUUCCUUAGACUAGAUUCAUUGUAUGUGAAUUAUUAUUUACUGCUCCUACUUAAUAGCCGUUGGAAUGUAACUAUAUAUACACAUGC